Botrytis porri is the source of this 618-nucleotide messenger RNA. RefSeq lists its product as uncharacterized. Gene Ontology annotation, biological process: cytoplasmic translation. Gene Ontology annotation, molecular function: RNA binding; structural constituent of ribosome. Gene Ontology annotation, cellular component: ribosome. The record is from RefSeq and is a predicted model, not a curated record. The coding region runs from base 118 to 483 and encodes 121 amino acids. The transcript is spliced from 3 exons. NCBI's taxonomy places the organism in Eukaryota, Fungi, Ascomycota, Leotiomycetes, Helotiales, Sclerotiniaceae.
UUCUUGGCGGCCCACACAGAAAAUUUGAGAUUUUCGAAGCCUUUACUUCAAUCAUCAUCAACUCUCAACUCGGCGUAGGAUAACCAUUUCUUUGCGACCUCACGAAUAUCAGUCAAAAUGCCUGCCAAAGCCGGAAACAAGAAGGGACCCGUCGUCAAGCGCAAGUUUGUCAUCGACUGCAAGCAACCUGCCAACGACAAGAUCUUCGAUACCGCUGCCUUCGAGAAGUUCCUCCAAGACAACCUUAAGGUCGAUGGAUUGAAGAGCAACUUGGGUGACAAGGUCUCUAUCGUUAAGGAGGGAGAGAGCAUCAAGAUCGAGACCUCUGUCAACUCUGGUCACUACCUCAAGUACUUGACCAAGAAGUUCCUCAAGAAGAACCAAUUGAGAGAUUGGCUCCGUGUUGUUUCCACCUCCAAGGGCAUUUACGAAUUGAGAUUCUUCAACGUUGUUGGUGAUGAUGCUGAGGAGGAUGAUGAAUAGAUGGUUACAUUUAACAUCUAGGAUUGAUCAAUGAUACCCAUGAUGGACUGGACUACGGACUGACUAGACGAUCGUGAGGAGGGUUGGGAUCUAGCAGUGGUAGAAAUGAUCAAUGCUAUAUUACUGCUCUCUCAA